Messenger RNA from Aaosphaeria arxii CBS 175.79, 2133 nucleotides. RefSeq names its product E3 ubiquitin-protein ligase bre1. The transcript has 5 exons. NCBI's taxonomy places the organism in Eukaryota, Fungi, Ascomycota, Dothideomycetes, Pleosporales. Bases 1 to 2133 code for a protein of 710 amino acids. Gene Ontology annotation, molecular function: metal ion binding; ubiquitin protein ligase activity. The record is from RefSeq and is a predicted model, not a curated record. Gene Ontology annotation, cellular component: HULC complex; nucleus.
AUGGAGGACCGCAAGAGACCCGGUGGGACUGAUGACUCUGCGCCGCCUGCAAAGAGGCAAGCCGUGACUGUCAACGGUACAAAGUCGCAUCAAGACGCUGACCUUCCAUGGAAAGAUGACAUCGAGUCAUACCAGAAGGACGCCAUCCUGCGUCAGAUGCGCGAGUACAAACGGGAGAAGAACACGGUGGAAGCCGAACUUCGCGAGAUCGAGAAACGCUCGAAACACCACGAUGAUCACCUCCGCACGAUCGAUAUCUGGUUUGAUCAGAUGCUCGACGAGAUCAAGGUUUUGAGUGGCGAAAAGCUACCCGCACCAGCGCAAGACGGUCCUGCACGCUCCAUUCCUCCUGGUCUUUUCUUCGAGGAACAGGAGAAUCUUUCGAAGCACUUGGGUACAAGGAAAGAUAAAAUAGUUUCCGCACUUUCAGGAUUGUUUGCUCGGUAUCCUCCUAGCAGCCCGGAGACUGCUGCUUUACAACAGCAAUUGUCGAAAUUAUUAGCAGCACAGAAAGAGCACAUUUGCGAAUUGCAGAGAGUCAACGCCGAAAAGGAACAACUCUCGGACCGCCUGGAUACUGCUACGCACCGUUACAUGAUCGCGGAAAAGAAGAUUGACCGCAUCAAAAGUGCCCAGGUCCAAAAGCUUGAGAAAGCUGCAAUUGCCAGCACUGCAGCGAAAGAAGAACCGUCAUCUUCUACAAAAGAGGUGGCAGAGGCUGUUAACGGGCUCGUCAGUGGUACUAUUAAUGAAGAGGUGGAGACUGCGCGAGACCAAGCACUAGCAGAAGCAGCUAAGCGGAAAGAGCAACUGGAUCAGCUAGAGGCCGAUAACAAGAAGUUGACUGAGGAAGUCACUGCUUUGAAAGUGAAGCUGACUGGUUUGUCCGACGAUGAUUACGCCAAAACCGAUCUUUUCAAAGUUCUUAAGUCACAACAUGAGGAUGUUAUCAAGCGCAUCAAUAACUUGGAGGCAACGAACAUCCAGCUACGGGAAGAGGCACAGAAAUACCAAGCAGAACGGACAGCUUACCGUAUCAAAGUGGAUGAUGAGGCACGGGCGACCAUUGGUGAAAGUGAGGGUAAUGUAGCCCGAGCUGAAGCAGACUUGGCCCGGAUCCGAAACUCUCGAGAUGAACUUCUCGCGAAGGUGUCCAUCCUUGAGGCGAGCAACACGAAUAAUGAUGCUUCGAGAGAACAGACGAAAGAGAUGGUUAGUGCGUGUGAGAGCAGGAUUGCCGCCUUGGAGUCAGAGUGCAAUCGGUUCCGCCUGCAAGCAUCCGAUUCAGAAUCGAUGGAGGGACAAUCCACAACCGCAUUGGACAGCAUGUCACCAGAGGAAUUACGCCACAAGAUCACGACUCUGGAGAGUCAGUAUAAGCUACUCAGCAACGAGUUGCCUGCAAUGGAAACGGCAUGGAAGAAGGCUCAGGCAGUUGCAAGUAAAAAGAUUUCUGAGUUGUCGACCUGGGAGGAAAACAUUUCUAGGGCCAAUGCAGACAAGGCCAAAGCCGAUCAGAAAUUCUUCGCAGCCAUGAAGGCUAAGGAGAUGCUCGAGCAACAAAUCCGUGUCCUUCGUUUGCAGGCAACGAAGAGCACCGAGAUAGUUGCGCAGUUGAAGGAUGCAGACAUGUCGAGCCGUUCUCUUGUAGAUAAGCUUGAGAAACAGUCGGCUGAAAUGAGAUCCCAAAUGGAGGAACUUUCCAUUCAGCAUCGACUCCUACAGCAGAAGGUCAACGAGGGAGGUAUCCUCUCUGAUGGUCAGAACACUCAAAUCUCCGAGCUCAAGAAGCUACUGGAAACCAAGGAUGCAAACUUCAUCGCCGCUAAGCAUGCACAAAGAGAGGCAGACGCCGAGAAGGAGAAGAUGCAGGCCCAGGUCCAAGGGUUGGAGAAGCAAUGCGAGCAUUGGAAGCAGAAGAGCUUGGGUAACCAAUCUGAUGAGGCUAGCAUGAUGCAGACUAUGCUGCAGUGCCAGAUCUGCAAGAACAACUUCAAAGACACAGCUCUCAAAACCUGCGGCCAUAUCUUCUGCAAUGGCUGCGUCCAGGACCGACUCAUCAACCGCGCUCGAAAAUGCCCCAACUGCGGCAAGGCAUUCGGCGCCAACGACACGAUGCGGGUACAUCUAUGA